Messenger RNA from Amphimedon queenslandica, 412 nucleotides. RefSeq names its product meiosis-expressed gene 1 protein-like. Gene Ontology annotation, cellular component: nucleus. The record is from RefSeq and is a predicted model, not a curated record. NCBI's taxonomy places the organism in Eukaryota, Metazoa, Porifera, Demospongiae, Haplosclerida, Niphatidae. The transcript is spliced from 3 exons. The coding region runs from base 43 to 312 and encodes 89 amino acids.
UUACGCGAACUUGAAUAACAAAACAAGUUUAACAAGGGAGCAAUGGCUGCUGUAGAAGCUAAACCAAAGUCUGUACGUCGUGCGAAGUACUGGGACGAGAACGUUGAAGAAGCUUAUAGGUUUCAGCUAGCAGGCUAUAGAGAUGAAAUUGAAUAUUCAAAAUUUCAUCCACAAGAAGUGAUUGAUCGUUGGCCUCAUAACAAUUAUAUAAAGAAGCUGAAAAGACGAAACGAUGGUUUAUUUUAUUACUAUAACAAAGAGAGGGAAUGCCUGGACAAAGAGAUACAUAAAAUCAAACUCUACACUCAUUAGAAGAUAAGAAAGGAAGUGAAGAGAGGGAACUGCUACACUUCUGCAUCAUAAUCAAUCCUCUGUCUCUUUUCUCUUUUAACAAAUAAUUCUUUUGAUUCUA